GAAGCAGCGGCAGGACCAACAAGGUUUGCUUGUUCUGUUACUGCUGAGCACUGCAAACAGCCUGGAGCUGCUGGGAAGACCUUCUGCACGCCAAGUGACAGGCACAAGUGCAGCAGCACCCAGGGAGAAACCGAGAGCUCAGAUGAGACGUGCCCGUGCUGUUCACAGUCGUAGAGCAAAGAGAACCUGCUGUGCCCACGCAGAAAGAAGCCAGCCACAAUUCAGAGCUCAGCUUUCUGAUCUGCAACAGCUGGGGAGGCACUGUGUCACCUGGCAGGGCUCCUGGCAGACCUGGCAAAUGUGGGGACGGGGAAGAGGAGUGUGUGAGACACUUGUCCCAAAGACAGGGCAGAGAAGCCAGAAAGAGCCUGGGGAGGAGUUACAUGACCGAGAGCCUCUCCCUGCCCCGCAGGCGCCGCUGGACACAGUCUCCUAGUGACCCGGAGCCCCCGUGCUCUGACCUUCCGUGCCAGGCAGCCAGGGCCUCACGGUGUGAAGCUGCUGGGAUGAGUGCAGCCCCAUGGUACAAAGAAAAGCUGUUGUCAGGGUUCUUGCCCACGCACACCAAGCAGAGGUUCUCCAACUCGCUUAACAGCCAGCGCUGGAGGUUCUUAAAAAGUGGUCUGGAUGAUUUCAGAAGUGGCUUCCCUCCUCCAUGUGAUAACAUCAUCAUCCAGGGCACAAAGGGGCUUUCUUCCAUCCUGCUGCAGAGUGGAUCCCACCUGGCUCAACAAAAGGCACAGAAAACACCAGCUAAACCUGAGUGCAAGCUCAGGUCAGAGCUGGAAGCUGGGAAGAAGUUCACAAAGGAGACUGACCGUCACCCAAGCCACGACCCUGAGUUACUUCACUCUCAUUUGAAAGAUGGCACCCUUCCAGAAGUAAAGACAACAUAGUUGCUGCUGUUCUUCCUUGAAGUAAACACCUGUGCAUUACUUGAAAUGCAAAAACAGUCCAGGAUUGUGUUCCCUCUUGCCUUAUAAGCCCCCUUCCCCUUGUUAUUAAUUACAAACAGGAAGCCAACAAAGUCCACAUCUCCACAUUAAAAUGUAUCUCUCUUCUUACCAUAGAGAGAGCUAUAUAUAAGGAGCUGGCAGAUCUCUGAGACAGCUUGCUGACAUGGUGAUAUAAGUCACCCAGGUCAGUUACUGAACCAGGCUCACACUUACCCAUCAAUAUAAGACACUGGAGAGAAGACGCUUUGCCCUCCAGCCUUGGAAACAUCUUUGGAUAGCCCUGGACAUGCCAUGAAUAAUAAAGAAUCUCUCAUUCAA
Molecule: messenger RNA, 1274 nt
Organism: Cygnus olor (mute swan)
Lineage: Eukaryota; Metazoa; Chordata; Aves; Anseriformes; Anatidae
Product: protein FAM47A-like
Exons: 2
Coding region: 384-896 (170 amino acids)
Source: RefSeq, a predicted model, not a curated record